Molecule: messenger RNA, 6017 nt
Organism: Leptinotarsa decemlineata (Colorado potato beetle)
Lineage: Eukaryota; Metazoa; Arthropoda; Insecta; Coleoptera; Chrysomelidae
Source: RefSeq, a predicted model, not a curated record
GUGGAUUACCAACAUGUGCAGGUGCCGGCAAAUUCAAGUAUACACCAGACAUACAGCGAAACUACAAAUAUUCGGUAGAAGUGAGGUCUCUCUUCAACGGGACAAGCAAGAACGAAUCAACCCUAUACGUGGAAGGGACGGCAACUCUGGCAUUUCUCACACCUUGCGACGGACUCUUGACCCUAGCGGACAUUAAAUUAAGUGAAAACAUCCCUAGAGAUGGCUCGGAGAGUUCGGAACACGCUAAUACUCAACUAUUUGCUGACAUGAUAACGGAAUAUUCCUUGAGGUUUUCCUUUAAGGACGGCGUCAUUAGCGAAUUGUGUCCCAGGGAGGAUGAGAAAGAAUGGGUUUUGAACUUCAAAAGAGGAAUUCUGAGUAUGCUACACAAUUCGAUGAAACGAUUGGAUCUUGACCUUUCCACCGAGGAAGUGGACGUCCGGGGAAGUUGUCCCACUGAUUACAAAGUCGUUGGAGUGAAGGAAACCAGUUUGCUGAUCGAAAAGAAUAAAGAUCUGGAUCGAUGCCAAGGAAACUCGAAGCUGCAUUCGUCUAUAAAAUCGGAAACGAUGCGCAUGUCUCGAUCGAACACCAACAAUAUCCUGAAAUCCUCUAGUAGAUGCAUACUAACCAUCGACCACAAUAUUUAUAAAGAGAUAAAAUGUGAGGAAAGGUACCUUCUACAACCGUUUUCUAAUUUCGAAGAAGGAGCAGUCACAGUCGUGUCCCAACAGCUGACACUAUUGGACGAAAUAUUUGUACCGAUGACCGACGAAAAUGAAAUAACAAAAAGAGUCCCUCUGACUUUCGAUCACGCCAUUUCAACGAAGCCAACAAAUGACGAUUUGAAUGCAGCAAAAGAUUUAAUCAAACAGUUGUGCAAACAGAAUCAAAUGCCCGAUAGGAUGGAUAUGUCGGAUUUAUUCAGUAAAUUUAUUCAUAAUUUACGGAAGCUCUCAUAUUCAGCACUAACAACACUGCACGGACAAGCUGGGGCGAUCUGCCCCGUUGGGAAUAAACAUCUACUCGAUGCCCUCCCAUACGUCAGAACAUCCGGAUCAGUGGCUCUUAUGAGGGAUAUCAUCGUCAAAAAAAGUAUUCCGAAGAGAACAAUCAACGAAUGGAUAUUUUCAAUCGGUUUCAUAGCGAAUCCGGACGAAGAAACGAUGGAAGCUGCAUGGAACCUUUUAGAAGAAAAAACUUUCUCUCCGAAUGCUGCUCUGAGUAUCGCUUCCCUCACUCAUACGUAUUGUAGUCAGCACUCAGAUUGCAGGAGCACUAACGCUGUCGAUUCCAUUGUGAACCAUUUGGAAAAUCAUUUUCUACAACUUUACAGGAGUAAUAACAUCGAUAGGAAUAUACAUGACCAAAUCAUGGUGACACUCAAAGCAUUGUCUAACACCGGCGUGAUAUCGGAAGAUUUCCAGCAGGAACUUUUUGAAGUUAUAGAGAAUUCUAAUCUGGACGUUGCAAUAAGAGUAGCGGCAGUGGAAACUUUCCGGCGUUCUUUUUGCGAGGAUACCAGAAGUUAUUUCGAAAAUAGAUUCCGUAAUCAGGAUGAAGAUGUGGAAGUUAGAAUCGCUUCGUACCUGCAGAUCAUGAGGUGCCCGAAUUAUUUACUCAUUCGAACGAUUCGCCAUUCUCUCAUGAACGAAGAAGUGAAUCAAGUUGGUUCGUUUGUUUGGACACAUUUGAAAAAUCUACUUACUACUGCCAAUCCCAGUAAAGUCGAAGUUCAAAGUCUUCUAUCCGAUAAAGAUUUGGUGAAAAAAUUCGACAGCGAUAUUCGAAAGUUCUCUCGAAACUACGAAGGAUCAAUUUUUUUCAAUGAGUACGAUGUCGGUGGAAAUUACGAGAGCAAUGUUAUAUUUUCACCAUCCUCAUAUAUACCCAAAUCUGCCAUGUUGAACUUGACUUUUGAUUUGUUUGGAGAAGCCGUAAAUAUUUUAGAGGUUUAUGGCAGGAUGGACGGUCUCGAGCAUUAUUUGGAGUCUUUUUUCGGUCCCAAAGGAACAUCAGAAACACUAAAGGAUAAUAUAAUGGACAAGCUGAGGUGGCCAAGGAGUGUGAGAAAUAAUGAAAUUAUCAAGAGUCAAGUAGAAAAGCUCCCUAAUGUUUUGAGUAACGUUCACGAGGAACCUAAGGUGGCCCUAGGAUUCAAGAUAUUUGGCAAUGAUGCGGAUUAUGCCACAUUCAAUGGACACUCAGAAAUUCGAGCCGCUAUACAAACCCUUGAUCCUGUGUACCAUCUGAAGCGUAUUUUAUCCGGAGAGGAAAUCAAUUAUAACAAAGCUGCGAUGUUUUUGGAUGGAAAGUACGUUAUUCCCAGCGGUGCAGGCUUACCUCUCUCACUAACUGCCACUGGAACAGCUUCAAUAAACAUCAAAUUAUAUGGGUCUUUGCAAGCAGCGGGCUUUUCGAAAGAUAAAGAACUCGAGCUCGAUCUCUCCGCUGACAUCCAACCGAGCGUCUCCGUUGAUUUAACAGGAGAGAUGUCUGUGGACGCCUUUUAUGCAAGCACCGGAAUCAAACUCAAAACGAACAUGUAUACCGAUAGUGCCAUACAAGGCGAUGUUAAGGUUAGGGGAUAUAAGCUGGCCAGUCUCAAGUUCAGCUUGCCCAGGAAGAAGAACGAAAUUUUUGUUGCCAAGUCGGAAAUUCUUGUGAAACGGCACGACGUCGAACACUUGCAAAAGGGAAUGUCCUCGAAUCGUUUCUCGAAAUCCUUGUGUUCUUGGCCAAUAGUCGACCAAACGAUAGGCCUCAAAGUAUGCACCGAAUACAGUUUUAUGAACGUGACGAAAAUGACCAACAUUCCAUAUUUUCUGGCAGCAGGUCCAGCGAAUUUCAGGUGCUUCCUGCAGAAAUCCGAUCCAACGGCCAAUAAUUACUCAUUCGAAUACAAAUUGACUCAGCGAAGGGAUUUAAGUGUUGUAUCUCUGACCUUUGAUACCCCCGGAUCGACGGUAAAUAGGCUUCUUAGCGCUAAUUUGACAAUUGACAGGCAGAGCCAGAAUCUCACGUUGUUCCUGCAAUCCUCGGCCGGAACGGUUUUAGCGCGAGGCAAAUAUAAAAAUACACCAGACGAGAAGUUCUUACAUGUUGCGCUCGAUAUAAAUAACAGGAAACACUUCGAUGCGACUGCAUCUCUCAAAAGACAACACAUCAGAAAUGGAUACUCCUACAUACCAAAUGUUUAUUUGGGGGUGAACGGGGAGCGCGUUUUCAGAAUUUCAGGUAAAGUCAAUCUGAUGAGCAAGAAAGGAAUAUCCCAGUAUAGCGUUGACCUGAAGUUCGAAACAAAACGAUUCAUCUCAAGACUCUACGGAUAUAUAUCGAAAAGCGAAUCUUCCUUGGAAGCUAGUUUGUUCAAUGAUUAUAAAUUCCUUCAUAUGAAAGAACAGAGGGUCAGUAUAGUAUUUGGUGCAGCGAACAGAUCCCAUAAAAAUUUAGUGGUUUUCGAAGGAUUCUCCAGACUCGUUUCUACUGCUUAUCCGAAUAUGAAUUUUGCUGCAAACGCUACUUUCCAGAACAUCGGAGGGCACACAGAUCUCACCAUAAAACUCCAUCAGAAUCCUCUUCCAAAUAAUCACCCAGAAGCCGACUUCAAAACACUAAAAUUCGAGCUACUGCUGUCUUCUAAAGUAUUCACCGAUAACAAGCGAAUAUUCAGAGCGGUUUCAACACUGAACAGGAAAUCCAGCAAUUUGGAUCUGAAGGGAGAAUUCAUCUAUGAAACGUUCCGUCAAAAUAUUACGACCGCAUUACUAGUCAAGUAUGGAAAGAACAAAGAAGUUUCAGUAACGAUAUUCUGGUCGCAUCCACGAACCGCUUUAGAACAAAUUAAAACACAUGUUAACGUCACGAUACCAUCGUUCACGCCAAUGAUUUUGAAGUUGGAAAUCGUUGAAAAAUCCAGAAAGGAUUAUAUGAUAGAUUUUUCUGGAACGUGGUUCAGCGGCCACAGAAUGUCGGCGUUUGGCUUUUAUCAGGACAGGAGUACAUCACUCGCAUCUGACCAUCACGUAAAACUACUUCUGAGGUCUCCCAAUUUCAGAGACAUCAACAUUGACCUGCAAUUCUACCGUGACAAUGACAUAUUGAAGUUGGAUCUGAAGGGAUUACAUGCCAACAGAGACGAAUAUGAAAUGUACUUCAUCCAUCAGACUGUUUCGGAAGAAGAAACUAACAAUGAAAUUCGGAUCAAGUAUGUCAACCAGCUCUAUAGAUAUGUUGGUUCGAUCUAUGAUGGAGAAUAUAAAAAAAUCAAUGCAGAUGUGCAUAUAGAUCAGAUCAGAGAUAUAGUUUUUUCAGUGUAUAUAUACAAUAAACCUGAUAACAAAUCUCUAGGAUUCGACAUAAACUGGGAUGCGAAUAGAGACCCCGACCAAAAACUGAUGAUUUUUGCCAAUUACGAGAAAUAUGCUUCAUUCGACUAUAUUGCCAAUUUUAUUGUCAGUUAUCCAGGACGUACUAUAAAGGGAGACUAUAAAUUUUUAUUAGAAAGAAGACAUUUGGAAACAUUAGCUAGCGUGUCAUGGGAAGACGGAAAAACGCUGGCUAUCGAUAUGGAUAUUUUGUAUGAAUAUGAUAGAAGAUUAUAUCUGGAAAUCGAUACCCAACUGAAUACGCCUUUCGACAACUGGAAAAUAUUGAAGCUAGAUGGAAGAUUCGAACACAUACAAAAUAAAUAUGACUUACGAGGAAUGAUGUCUUGGGAUAGACGUCAAAGAAUUACUGUAGAUUUAUUCGGAGAUUACACGUCGACAGAUUCGUAUUUCACUUGCAAAUAUAGUUGUUCCAUUGUGAGUACCUCUGAUAAACUACCGAAUAUCAACACGACCAUUAGCCACACGCAAAAUGAAACAAAUUUCGAUACGAAUUUACAGUUAAUGUAUAAUCCGGAAUUCAUUAUUGGAGCUGAAAGCCGAUGGAGGAUUGAUUCGGAUUUGGAAUCCACUAAUCUUACUGGGACGCUCCGUUCUCAGACGCCCUUUAAAGGUAUGAAAAAUACUUUCCUUGUUGGUAAAGUAAUCUCGAAGAAUAGAAGAUAUAUAAAGGGGGCUGCUCAGCUCGAUGUGGAUCACAAGAAAAUCGAUUUGGACAUGGAAGGAUACUUCAAGAAGUUAACAGACUGCAGACUUGUUAUAAACGCGACUACCCCCGAAGAUAAAUAUCAGUUACGUUUCAUCGUUUCCACGGAAAAGAGAACUUUAGUCGCCAUGGUGAACUAUCCCAUGGGUAGUGUUGGAACUGAGGUUAUUUUAUCGAUGAUUAGUAUCACCAACUUUGAUAUUAUAUUUCAUUUGGCAACACCAGUGUCGUUUUUACAAGAAGUACUUAUUGUUGCCAAACUGAAACCAGAAGAGGCAGAUUUCCGACUGGGCUGGAACAGUCUACUGCUGGGAUUGGCAGGGGUAUGGCAUUAUGCUAAUGUCACAGACUUCGAAUACUCCUAUAAGAUUUACACACCCAUCGACGAUUUUGAAGAAAACGGCAUCGUCGGGAAAUUCAUACUCAAAGAAGGCUUAGACUUUGAAGUUUCUAUCAAGUUAUCCAACUAUAAGCUUGGAGCCAAACUAUUGGGACAUCCGAAAGCAAAACCACUGAAAGAAAUGGGGAUAAAGCUGGAAAAUAUUUAUAAAACAUCCGACUUUUCUGGAGUAGAGGAAAGAGAUAACGAAGAUCCUUUCAGCUGGGAAGGCCUGAUAGAACUAGACAUUAUAAUUUAUCCAACUAUGAAAGGCAAGCUGGAAAUUGACCAGAAGGGAAAUUCUUACAUCUUACUGUCAAAGUUGACCAUGCCAAAUGGAGUCGCAAUCAUAGUGGAUGAAUUUGUGUUUACAGAUAUACUCAAAAUGAAAAACUACUUGGAAAUCACCACACCGUUUUCAUCUUUCAAAACUAUCGAAUCAAACUUCGAUCUGAAUAUAGAGGCAGGUCGCCGGUAUAUCCUUGGACUGAAUUUUGACUAUCAAAAUCAAACUGAACUAAUAAAGUCGAGAGAAGAAGGUUGA